Messenger RNA from Erigeron canadensis, 3624 nucleotides. RefSeq names its product probable LRR receptor-like serine/threonine-protein kinase At4g36180. Bases 170 to 3481 code for a protein of 1103 amino acids. Gene Ontology annotation, molecular function: ATP binding; protein kinase activity; protein binding. Gene Ontology annotation, biological process: protein phosphorylation. Gene Ontology annotation, cellular component: plasma membrane. The transcript has a single exon. Lineage: Eukaryota; Viridiplantae; Streptophyta; Magnoliopsida; Asterales; Asteraceae. The record is from RefSeq and is a predicted model, not a curated record.
CUUUCAUUUUUUUAUAAUCAAAAGCUAGACCUACUGUGUGUGAGAGAGAAAGCAUAAACAAAGUGUGCAAUGCGCACAGUGGCGCAAAAUAUGCUGUCCCCAUUCCGUUUCUCCGGCUAAACUUCUUUUUCUUCAGUUACAUUUUAUUUUUUCUUCUUCAUUUCUCACAAUGACAACACAAAUUACUCCCUCAUUUCUGAUCAUUUUCUUACUGUGCACCAUUUCACUAACAUACGCCGACCGUUCCGAAAUCGAAGCACUCACACACUUCAAAAACAACCUACAAGAUCCGCUAAAUGCACUUGCCAGCUGGACCGACUCAACGCUGUCGGCUCCAUGUGACUGGCGAGGCAUUGUUUGUUCGAAAGACGGCCAUGUAACUGACAUCCGACUUCCACGGCUUCAGUUACAUGGUCCACUUUCAGACAAACUUGCUAACCUGCGCAUGUUGCGUAGGUUAAGCCUCAGGUCCAAUAGUUUCAACGGAAGCAUUCCGUCAUCUAUUGUAACAAAAUGUACUUUGUUACAAUAUGUUUUUCUUCAGUACAACUCUUUAUCCGGAACAAUUCCGGAUAAUAUCUCUAGUCUAAACGGACUAGUGAUAUUGAAUGUGGCCGGAAACAAUAUUUCCGGCCACGUUCCGUAUAACUUACCUGUAAGUUUACGGUAUUUCGACGUGUCCUCCAACUCGUUAUCCGGUGAACUACCGUCAGAUAAUUUUUUGCAAGAGAUUCAAGUGUUGAAUUUUUCAUAUAAUCGAUUUACAGGAGCGAUUCCCGAGAAAUACGGAGCGUUACAGAAUUUACAGUUUUUGUGGCUUGAUAAUAAUAACUUACAAGGGACGUUACCGUCCGCGCUAGCUAACUGUACUGCGUUAGUUCAUUUCAGCGCGGACGGUAACGCAAUAGGAGGAGUUAUUCCUUCGGGAAUAGGCUCGCUCCCAAAGCUAGAAGUGAUUUCACUAGCUCAUAACAAUCUUACUGGUAUGAUUCCUGAUUCGAUUUUUUGUAGUGAUAAACCAGCUAAUAAUAUUCGGAAUGUUCGGUUAGGGUUUAAUGCAUUUACAGGUUUAGUAAAGCCAGAUAGAAAUUGUGAUAGUGUUCUAGAAGUGGUGGAUGUACAGAACAAUCAGAUUGAAGGAAAGUUUCCUUUGUGGUUAAGUAAUGUAUCUACAUUGACUGAUUUAGAUCUUUCUGGUAAUCAUUUUUCGGGUAGGAUUCCGAGUGAGAUUGGGAACUUGAAGCGGUUGGAGGAGUUGAAGUUAGCGAAUAAUUCGUUAACUGGUUUGUUUCCUAGUGAGAUUAUGCAGAUAAGUAAUUUGAAAGUUUUGAAUCUUGAAGGGAAUUUGUUUACUGGUGAGAUUCCUAAGUUUUUGAGUGAGUUAAAAGGGCUUAAGAUGUUGUAUUUGGGUGGAAAUCGGUUUAAUGGUAGCAUUCCUUCGAGCUUUAGUGGCCUUGUAGAGCUCGAAACUUUGAGCUUAAGAGAUAAUAGUCUUGCUGGAAGUUUGCCUGAAGAGAUUAUGUCUAUGAGCAAUCUUACAAUGUUGGACCUUGAGGGAAACCGGUUUUCUGGUGAGAUACCGGUUACUAUUGGGAAUUUGAAAGGGUUAUCGGUUUUGAACUUGAGUGGGAAUGUGUUUUCUGGUAAGAUUCCGGGAAGUAUUGGGAGUCUUUAUAAGUUGACUGCUCUUGAUUUAAGUAGACAGAAUCUCACCGGAGAGUUGCCGUUGGAUCUUUUUGGUUUGCCUAAUUUGCAAGUGGUUGCUUUGCAAGAGAAUUCGUUUUCCGGUGAUGUUCCUGAAGGUUUCAGCAGCUUAUUAGGUUUGCGUUACUUGAAUCUUUCUUCGAAUUUGUUUUCUGGUCACAUUCCUUCAACUUUUAGCUAUCUUAAGUCAUUAGUUGCUCUGUCUUUGUCAAAUAACAAUGUGUCUGGUAAGAUCCCACCAGAGAUUGGCAAUUGUUCCCAACUUCAGGUUCUUGAUCUUGGUUCAAAUGGUUUAAGUGGGCGAAUUCCAUAUGAUGUAUCAAGGCUAUCUCAUUUGACCGAACUCAAUUUGAGUAAGAACAAUCUUUCUGGUCAGAUUCCAGAGUCUUUAUCCUAUUUGUCAAACCUCACUUCACUUGACCUUAGUUCAAAUAGUUUGGAUGGUGAGAUCCCGGCAAAUCUUACAGCCAUUCCAAGCUUGAUGUAUUUGAAUGUGUCUAGCAAUAACCUCCAAGGGGAAAUACCAGAACCAUUGGCUUCUAGAUUCGACAAUGAAUCUCUUUUUGAUGGUAAUAAUGGUUUAUGUGGGAAGCCAUUGAACAGAAAAUGCGAGGGGGAAAGUAGCGGUAGUAGAAAAAGAACGAUUUGGUUGAUUGUUGCAGCUGCUACAGGAGCUAUUUUCAUGUCCGUAUGCUGUUGUUUCUACACAUACAGUUUCUUUAAAUGGCGGAAAAGGAUCAUAGAAAGGGCAAAAGCAGGGGAAAAAAAGAGAACUAGUCCUCAACGAAGUUCGGGUACUCGAAGUAGUGGUGAAAAUGGAGGCCCAAAGCUUGUAAUGUUCAACAACAAGAUCACUUUGGCUGAAACCCUUGAAGCAACCCGACAAUUUGAUGAAGAAAAUGUUUUGAGUAGAACACGGUUUGGGUUGAUCUUCAAAGCAUGUUAUAAUGAUGGGAUGGUGUUGUCUAUACGUAGGCUGCAAAACGGGCUGCUUGAAGAGAACAUGUUUAAAAAGGAAGCUGAAUUGCUUGGGAAAGUUCGUCACAGGAAUUUGACCGUUCUUCGUGGGUAUUAUGCAGGGCCACCUGACCUAAGGCUGCUAGUAUAUGACUACAUGCCAAAUGGAAACCUUGCGACACUGUUACAAGAGGCUUCGCACCAAGAUGGCCAUGUUUUGAAUUGGCCCAUGAGGCAUUUGAUCGCCCUUGGCAUUGCUCGUGGGCUUGCUUUCCUUCAUUCGACCACCAUGGUUCAUGGAGAUAUCAAGCCCCAAAAUGUACUCUUUGAUGCCGAUUUUGAAGCCCAUGUAUCUGAAUUCGGGCUAACUCCUCUCGCAACUAUCCGGUCACCAGAAGCUGCCACUUCCACUUCUGGUACAGUCGGGACAUUGGGCUACGUAUCACCUGAAGCAAUACUAACCAGUGAAGUCACAAAGGAAUCAGACGUCUACAGUUUUGGCAUAGUGUUGCUCGAGCUGUUAACCGGGAAGAAGCCAGUAAUGUUCACACAAGAUGAAGACAUUGUCAAAUGGGUCAAAAGACAAUUACAAAGAGGCCAAGUUUCCGAGCUUUUGGAACCCGGGUUGCUUGAGUUAGAUCCUGAAUCAUCCGAAUGGGAAGAGUUUUUGCUAGGUGUUAAGGUAGGGUUGCUUUGUACAGCGCCCGAUCCACAGGACCGACCCACAAUGGCAGACAUUGUAUUCAUGUUGGAAGGAUGCCGGGUCGGCCCUGAUAUACCAUCAUCAGCUGACCCCACCUCUCAACCCUCCCCUGCUUAGAGACCCGGGUCCGCAUUGACCCGAAAAUAACCAGAGUUAGUUUUUUUUUUAAAAACAUUAAUUUCUAUUGAUGUUUUCCAAUGAUUUUAUUGUAGUACUUUUAGUUCAGGAGUUUGGUAUUAAAUAUCUGUCAUUUUAGUGUU